Molecule: messenger RNA, 858 nt
Organism: Meloidogyne enterolobii
Lineage: Eukaryota; Metazoa; Nematoda; Chromadorea; Rhabditida; Meloidogynidae
Source: the annotation of a GenBank genome assembly
AUGAGAUACAAACGACUCCUUAAUCAUAUCCAAUUACGUUCAAAUUCCGAAGAAAUUCGGUCCCUAGGUAAAUUAAUCAAAGUAAUCCAGUCCUUGAGAUUUAAAGUAACACAAAAAUUAUUAAAAAAAAUUUUUUUAAAGUUCAUUAAUAACCCAAAAUGGAGGUCCCUACUUGACCAUAUUGAUGUACAUAUUAUUCCUGUAUUAAAUCCAGAUGGAUAUGAAUAUACUUGGACAAGAGAUAGACUUUGGAGACAUACACGUUCUGGCCCAUACAAAACAACAAAAGUUUGUGGUAUUGGAGAUGCUCCACUCUGUUAUGGAGUAGAUCCUAACAGAAACUUUCCUUAUCAUUGGGCAGAAACGGGAACAGAUCCGUGCCCUUGCAGUGAAGUUUACCCAGGCCCAACACCCCUUUCCGAACCGGAAUGUGCACAUUUAGCAGCUUAUAUGAAUAAAAACAAAAAUAAUUUAAAAGCAUAUUUAACAUUACAUGCGUAUGGGAAUUUAAUAAUCCAUGGUUGGAAUUAUGCUGCAAGGACAUAUCCAGAUAAUGUUGAAGACUUGAGAUUAGUGGCUGAAAAAAUGGCAAAAGCAAUUGUCCAGGAAGGAGGGGCUCCUUUUAAAAUUGGAAGUGCACCUGACAUUUUAUACGAAGCUGCAGGUGGAAGUGACGAUUACGCAACAAGUUUGGGCGUUAAAUAUUCCUAUACUAUGGAAUUAACUUCUGGACGUUACGAUAAUUUAUUUGGAGGGUUUAUCUUUCCGGAAAGGGGAAUUAAGAAAGAAGCAGCUAAAGUACUUCCGGGAAUUUAUCAACUUGCAUUUCAAGUUUACAAAGAUGAUUUGAAAUUAUAA